AUGGUCAUAUUUUGUGAGCUUCAGUGCGCUGUAAACCGUUUUUGUGUGGCGUAUAAUUACAAGAAAAAAGUGGAUGGAAAGGGGUUAAACUGUCAGUUAACCAACACAACUGAGCAUAAAUUUGACAAACAAGAAGUUACCAAGGAAGAGCAAGUGUGGACGUUUUACAAGAUUAACGUGGACAGAAGUCAAUUUGAAGCCUGCCAGGCAGAAGUUAAUGAAUGUUAUAAUGGUGGAACCAUGAUUUGGGAUCCAGACGAACAAUAUUUCUGUCAAUGUUUAGAUUGUUACGAAGGAAGACUUUGCGAAAACGUCACCCGGAUGGCUCUCGGGAUGGAAAAUGGUCAAAUUCGUGAUAACCAAAUCACGGCAUCAAGCGAAUACGAUAUCUACUUUGGUGCGGCAAAUGGAAGAUUAAAUUUCACGCCGCGUCAUGGAAGAACAGGGUCUUGGUCAUCUUUGUACAACGAUCUUCAUCAGUGGCUUCAGGUUGAUUUUCAAAGAUCCACUAUGGUCACAGAAAUAAGUACCCAAGGACGCAGUGAACAUGAUCAGUUUGUUAAAAGCUACACCGUCUCUUCCAGCCAAGAUGGGAAAAUUUUCCAAGUCUAUACCACAGGAGAAGCAGUAAAGGAAUUUAAAGCUAACAGUGACAAGAAUACCAUUGUCCAUCACAAGAUUGUUCCUUAUAUUUCCACUCGGUUCAUUCGCGUUCAUCCAACAGAUUGGGGAGAUCACAUCUCGAUGAGAGUCGAAUUUUAUGGCUGUUAUAAGCAACAUUAA
Molecule: messenger RNA, 783 nt
Organism: Dendronephthya gigantea
Lineage: Eukaryota; Metazoa; Cnidaria; Anthozoa; Malacalcyonacea; Nephtheidae
Product: EGF-like repeat and discoidin I-like domain-containing protein 3
Exons: 4
Coding region: 1-783 (260 amino acids)
Source: RefSeq, a predicted model, not a curated record